Cadophora gregata is the source of this 1462-nucleotide messenger RNA. RefSeq lists its product as uncharacterized. The transcript is spliced from 5 exons. Gene Ontology annotation, molecular function: FAD binding. The record is from RefSeq and is a predicted model, not a curated record. NCBI's taxonomy places the organism in Eukaryota, Fungi, Ascomycota, Leotiomycetes, Helotiales, Ploettnerulaceae. Bases 69 to 1316 code for a protein of 415 amino acids.
CUCGACUUGACAAAGUUGUUCCAUCUAUUGACUCUCCUACAUUCUGUGCUUGAGAAGUGCCAGGAAUUAUGCACGUCAUAAUCGUAGGCGCUGGCCCGUCGGGCCUCCUCCUCUCAUUACUCCUGGCAAAGGUCCCAGGUAUCAAUGUCACACUCCUCGAUUCCGCGUCAAAAGUUGAUGAUCGACCGAGAGCUGCUCACUAUGCCCCCUCCGCAAUCCGCGUCCUCGCCUCCGCCGGCGUCCUCCCAGACGUCCGCACCCGCGGUCUCAUCCCCGACCACAUGACCUGGCGCAACAUCCGCGGCGAAGCCAUAACCUCCAUCAGAAACGUCUCACAGCAUCCUCACAACCCUGAAGCUCUCACCGUUCUUCCCCUCGGUAUGCUAGGCGCCUUACUCGUCGAACAUAUAGAAAGACAUGAUAAUAUAGAAGUGAGAUGGGAUUCGAAUGUUGUUGAUGUGGUUAAUGGAGAGGGGAAAGUUUGGGCGGUUGUAAAGGGGGAGGAUGGAGUGGAGGAGAGGGUAGAGGGGGACUAUUUGGUGGGGUGUGAUGGGGCUAAUAGUCAGGUUAGGAGGACGCUUUUUGGGAGUGAGUUUCCGGGCAAGACGUGGGAUGCGCAGAUUGUGGCUACAAACGUCUACUAUCCAUUCGAGAAAUUCGGCUACGACGAUGUCAACUUCAUAAUAGACCCGGUAGACUACUACAUGGCCGCAAAAAUCACCACCGACGGCCUCUGGCGCGUCUCCUAUGGCGAAGACACAACCCUCACCCCCGAACAAGUAAUCGCCCACCAACCUGCCAAAUACGAACGCAUGCUCCCCGGCAACCCCAAACCCGGCUCCUACAAGCUCCUCAACGUCGGUCCCUACCGCAUCCACCAACGCUGCGCGCCCUCCUUCCGCGUGGGUCGUAUCCUCCUCGCCGCCGACGCCGCACACCUCUGCAACCCCUUCGGCGGACUCGGCCUCACAGGUGGACUCGUCGACGUUGGUGGGCUGGCGCAAUGUCUUGAGGGUAUCGCGAGGGGUGUUGCCGGGCAGGAGAUCCUGGAUAAGUAUGAUAGGGUGAGGAGGGAGAUUUGGGAGACGGUUAUUAAUCCUGUUAGUAGCGAUAAUUUCUUGAGGGUUAGUGCGACGGAUCCGAGUAAGGCGUUGACGGAAGAUCCGUUUUUGAUGAUGGUUGAGGAGGCAGGGAAGGAUGAGGAGAAGAGGAGGGUGUUUGAUCAGGGGGUUUAUGCGAUUUGUCAUGACUUCACGCAGUAUUGGAGGAAUGAGGAGGUGAAUGGGAAUGUUGGGCAGGAGGAGGCGAGGUUGUGAGGUGGUGAAAUGUUGAUGCUUGUGGAUUUGGCGAGAUUGCAGUGGGGAGCCAUCAAAGUGGGGAAUACCUAGGUAAUUGCUAUGUAGUUAUUAGUGAACCACUCCAAAGAACUUUAAGACCUCUUGGUCACUUCAGUCACUGGAAA